Lottia gigantea (owl limpet) is the source of this 594-nucleotide messenger RNA. RefSeq lists its product as hypothetical. The record is from RefSeq and is a predicted model, not a curated record. The coding region runs from base 1 to 594 and encodes 197 amino acids. The transcript has 4 exons. NCBI's taxonomy places the organism in Eukaryota, Metazoa, Mollusca, Gastropoda, Lottiidae.
AUGGCGGCGAUUCCGAUUAUAUUGAUUUAUAAACUUCUUCAACUUUCCUUUUUACGACGAAAGAGAACGGCAUCUUUUGAAAGAAGACGCCGGAGACGUCCUUUCAUGUUACAGCAACAGAGGAUGGAGAGGAUAAGAAGAUUUGGCGAAUUUCAACAAAGACUUUUAACCUUUUUCCUAUCGAUGUCAUUAUUAUUGAAUACAUGUAAUUGUAGUCCGAUUAUUGACAGAAGAUUAUGGUCUCGAGAUCACCCUGACCAGUGGUGGAAAAAUGCCUAUAGAAGUUAUGAUGACACCCAAUUUAUUGAAAAUUUUCGAUUGACCAGAUUGACAUUUGUUGGCUUGUGCAAUUUGUUGAGAGCUGAUAUUGAAAAGCAGGAUACAAAUAUGAGAUCAUCAAUAUCAGUUGAACGAAGGAUUGGUGUAUUGUUAUGGGUCCUUGGAACAAAUGCAGAUUAUAGAACUGUUGCUGCAUUAUUUGGUAUGGGUCGUUCUACAGUAUGUUGCAUUGUACAAGAGGUUGUCAAAGCGUUGGUUAAAAGGAAAUCAUCCUUUAUUGUUUUUCCUCAAGAGUUUUCACGAGCUAAAGAUUGA